AACCGGUCGCACCAACAGACAGUCCAGGGCUCCCCCAAGUCGCCCCACCUCCACCCAAACCCAAACCCAACCCGCUCGCUCGCUCGCCGCCGGCCGCCGCCCAGCGCCUCCGCCGACCCCUCGCUCCCGCCGCACGCCGCCCCCAUGGCGGAUCCCUACCGCUCGUACCUCCCGUCCUCCUCUCACGACAGAGUUCCACUGGGCGGUUAUCCUGGGUAUGUUCCACAUGAGGAAUCAUCCUAUUAUGCUUCAAAAAUGGCUGCUCUGCGAGGAGUACAAAAUAUACCUAGAGUUGAUGUACCAUUACAGUCAAGAGCUUAUGGUUUGGAUGUUCCAGCAGGCGUGAGCCAUCCUGCUUAUGGUUUGGAUGUUCCAGCAGGCGUGAGCCAUCCUGCUUAUGGUUUGGAUGUUCCCGCAGGCGUGAGCCAUCCUGCUUAUGGUUUGGAUGUUCCAGCAGGCGUGAGCCAUCCUGCUUAUGGUUUGGAUGUUCCCGCAGGCGUGAGCCAUCCUGCUUAUGGUUUGGAUGUUCCAGCAGGCGUGAGCCAUCCUGCUUAUGGUUUGGAUGUUCCCGCAGGCGUGAGCCAUCCUGCUUAUGGUUUGGAUGUUCCAGCAGGCGUGAGCCAUCCUGCUUAUGGUUUGGAUGUUCCCGCAGGCGUGAGCCAUCCUGCUUAUGGUUUGGAUGUUCCAGCAGGCGUGAGCCAUCCUGCUUUGGUUGGAUUGGGUGCACUGCCAGCUGGAGCUAGGCCGCGGGGACCUAGCCCUUUGGAAGACCCAGCUCUAGUCCAGAGAAGUUCUUCACUUGGCAAAAGUGUCAGUGUUUCAGAAGUUGAGCGCCCCAAACCCCUUUUGAUUGUCGAUCGGCCAUCAGAAGAUGAAUCCAACAUUCUUUUUGUUGAUGGUCUCCCAACAGAUUGCACCAGGAGAGAAGUAGCUCAUUUGUUCCGUCCUUUCGUUGGCUUCAAGGACCUCAGACUUGUGCACAAGGAGCCCAGACGUAGUGGUGACAAGGCUUAUGCUCUGUGCUUUGUGGAGUUCAGUGACGCAAAAUGUGCAGGGACUGCUAUGGAGGCUCUCCAAGAAUACCGCUUUGACGAGAGGAAGGCCGACGGCCCAUUCCUCAAGAUUCAGUUCGCAAGGUUCCCGUUCCGACCUCCGCCAUCCCAUGAAGAUCGAAAACGCCCUAGUGCUCGCUGAUCUCCGUCAUCUAUAUAUCCCCCCCUUUGCCAGCAGUGUAUUGUAGGCAGUGGGCCAUUGUAGAUCAGCUAUGUUCGUUGAGCCUGUAGUAGCAACCUGUGAUGGGCCGUUGUCAGCUGGAGAUUGGCUAGCUGGACAGACUUGUCUGAUACCCACCUGCCUCCCUUGGCACAUUCGCCGUGUUCCCGCGUCACAUUUUUUGCGGGUGGAUAUGCUAGAAAUGAUAUGGCAUUCGCCGUGUUCCCGCGUCA
Triticum urartu is the source of this 1445-nucleotide messenger RNA. RefSeq lists its product as uncharacterized. Lineage: Eukaryota; Viridiplantae; Streptophyta; Magnoliopsida; Poales; Poaceae. The record is from RefSeq and is a predicted model, not a curated record. Gene Ontology annotation, molecular function: RNA binding.